GGAUGAUAGACUUGUGUUGGGGCGGAGACUUUGGAGAACGCCCAUCAUCACGUCGGGUAGUGGAUCGCGUUGUGCAUUGUGGGACUGUUUCCGGGGGAGAGCUCGCCAACGCUGUUUGGCCUCACAUCAUGGAAGUAAUGAAUUAAAUGUUUUAUGUAGUGCCAGAAGUGCAGUUAAGUGUCUUUAUCAAGACCACGCACGUUUUGAGUAAUACUGUUUCUUUUAAGACGAAGCACGAAAAUGCAACCUGCAGGACUUUUUACUUAUUAACUUGCAAGACAACCAUGUCCACAAAAGCGCCGGAGCCCAUCAGUGCCGUUGUGUGCUAGUGGAGGGAUAGCAAGCUAGCUAGCAAGUCAGCUAGCAUAGCUUAUGGUUGGCUAGCAAGCAAGUUUUUAGAUCUCUUUCACAUGCUUCGAGUUUUGUUUUAGGCUUCUGUCACAUUCCAUUUCUGUAGUUUCCUGUGGAAGAAAAGGGUUUGAGUCGUGUGAAACGCGUUUUUCUGAAAAGCCGGUGACUGCACGAAGCAUUAACGGUUGCUAAGUUUAGCUUGCUAGCCAGCUAAAUUGUCUAAAGGCCGCAGAGAACCUCCCACACGUCUUUAAGGUUAUCUCGCUGUUAUAUUGUCUUUCUCUUGUGACUUCGUUCUCGAUAAAACGGUAUUAGAAAGAUGGCCUCAUCAUCAGGGAACGAUGACGACCUCACCAUUCCGAGGGCUGCCAUCAACAAAAUGAUAAAGGAGACACUGCCCAAUGUACGGGUUGCAAACGAUGCCAGGGAGCUUGUGGUUAAUUGUUGUACAGAAUUUAUUCAUCUGAUAUCCUCGGAGGCCAAUGAAAUAUGCAACAAGUCUGAGAAGAAGACCAUAUCUCCUGAACACGUUAUUAACGCACUCGAAAGCCUGGGCUUCGGCUCGUACAUCGCUGAAGUCAAAGAUGUUCUGCAGGAGUGUAAAACGGUAGCCCUGAAAAGAAGAAAGGCAAGCUCCCGCCUAGAAAAUCUAGGCAUUCCCGAAGAGGAGCUACUACGUCAGCAACAAGAACUGUUUGCAAAAGCACGGCAGCAGCAGGCUGAGCUGGCGCAGCAGGAGUGGCUCCAGAUGCAGCAGGCUGCCCAGCAGGCCCAGUUGGAAGCGGCGUCGGCCAGCGCGGCCCAGCAGGCCGGCUCCUCCCAGGACGAGGACGAGGAGGACGACAUGUGAAAAGCCAACCAGGUGCAGGACCAGAAGACGACGAGAGAUAUGAGAUAACGGCAGCACACCUGUCUGUCUGUCUCUCUCCUCCUUCUUUCGUCUAUACCUGGAUAAGCAGAGACCUCUGCAAUGUUUUGGGACAACCUGCCCCCUGCCCUGCCGAACCCCAACUCCUCAAAUCCCCCCCAAAACUGCUUUUAGCCCUUCGGUGAGGACCCCCCAACCUACAAGAGACAUUCUCGGUAAAGAAUGAGCAGUGAGCAGACCUACAUGGAUUCCUUUUUUAAGACACAAACUUCACUUGUUUGGGGGGGCAUGGUACACGUGGCCCUUUGAGAUAUUGUGUCCGUGUUACUUGUUUACCCGGCGAACCAGAUACAGAUGUAAGCUUUCUCGGCACAGCAGCAGUUUCUUUUUGAUUGUUUGUUUUGUUUUUUGUUAUAUUAUCUACUUUUAACAAUUGGCUAAUGGUACCAUAUUCGGUUUAGUAAAAAUGUGUAAGUGAAGCUUGUGCAUGUCAUGUCACAUGGUUGCAAUAGAAGUGGUCGCUGAUUGGAGGAAUCGUCAGGCUGUUCCUUGCUGAACAGGUACAAAACGGUCUAAGUGUUUAAGCUGUUGUACUGCCUGUUUUAGGUUGAUUGUAUAACUGUUCCUCAGUUAUUUUUGUAAUGUCCAGCAAGAAAUAUUUUCUAAAAUUGGGGGGGAUCUUAACGGCUCCUAAAAUAGGAGCUCUGGAGGUUGGGGAGGGGGGCAGUAUUCUUUUUCCUCUCCUUUUUAUAGGAACAGCUCCGUAUUCUUGUCUUGCUCAGUGGAUAAUACAGAUGUUAUGUCCAAAACUAUUCGGAGUUUUAUUUGUUUUAAACAUAAGAAAAUUCAUGUCUUUCUUGGAUCAUUUUAGUUCAGUCAAGGUGUAAAGUAGGUUGAGGCUUUUAUUUUCCUAACGCUCAGUACAGUAUUGCUAUGAAAAGAUACUUCUUUGUCUUACCCCUAGUACCAAAGACAGAACGCAAGCUCAAAACCCUUCAGUUACCAGACAGAGUAAAACCACAUUAUACCGUUAGUGUUUGUCCUCUGUACAGAAAUAAAUGGCUUUGGUGCAGACUGCGCCUGAGUUUAUGCACAUAGACACAACAUGGUUAGUGAUUUUUCACUUUGUACAAUGUUUUGAUAUUGGAACAUUUUCCCCUCGGUGCGAUGUGUAAAAGUUGCGUUGUGAAUGUGUGGUGAAUUCUUAACUUGUGAUGAUUGGUUAUCUCUAGGUAAAGUGUGUACACAUGCCUUCUUGAAAGCUGUAAGCUGUAUUCUCUAAGCAAUAAAGUGAAAAUGUUUUAUAGUCAGAACCGUUCCCAAUACGAGUUUCUGCCUCCUUGCCAGUAA
Molecule: messenger RNA, 2569 nt
Organism: Engraulis encrasicolus (European anchovy)
Lineage: Eukaryota; Metazoa; Chordata; Actinopteri; Clupeiformes; Engraulidae
Gene: dr1
Product: down-regulator of transcription 1
Exons: 3
Coding region: 671-1201 (176 amino acids)
Biological process (GO): negative regulation of transcription by RNA polymerase II; RNA polymerase II preinitiation complex assembly
Cellular component (GO): negative cofactor 2 complex
Molecular function (GO): protein heterodimerization activity; TBP-class protein binding; RNA polymerase II general transcription initiation factor activity
Source: RefSeq, a predicted model, not a curated record